CCGCUUACCGGCGGGCUGUAGUUGCGUUGUCCCAAACAGCACGCGCAAACGGUUGCCGAUUUCAGCACGGGACAGAUCCCGCAACCCUCUCACUGCAAUAUGGCGACAGAGUUCCACAACCUUCAGGAGCUCCGGCACAGUCCAUCGCUGGUCACCAAGGUGUUUAUACAGAGAGACUACAGUGAAGGAACUGUGUGCCGAUUCCAGGCCAAGUUUCCCUCAGAGCUUGACAACAGGAUUGAACGAACUUUACUUGAGGAGACGGUGAAGACCCUUAACUCUUAUUAUGCUGAGGCUGAAAAAAUUGGAGGUCAGUCGUACCUGGAAGGAUGUCUGGCAUGUGCAACAGCUUAUAUCAUCUUCCUCUGCAUGGAAACGCGAUAUGAAAAGGUGCUGAGGAAGAUAUCAGGUUUCAUCCAGGAGCAGAAUGAGAAGAUCUACGCUCCUCGAGGUCUGCUGCUCACAGACCCCAUAGAGAGAGGAAUGAGGGUUCUUGAGAUCAGCGUGUUUGAAGACCGGGGCUCGGGCGGCUCCAGUCCCAGCAGCACCAUGUCGUCGGGCAGCAGCGCUCGGUGACUGGAGGGGCAGCACCAGGCUUACGGAUACCACCACAGGGGCAGCGGCACACUUACCAACAUCCGCAUGCUGAAACAUGAGAGCACCAGGUUCUAGGACGAGUGGAAAGAAAAAGGCGAGGAGGUGAUUCACAACAUUCAUGCUCUCUCUGCUGGGGCCUACAAUGUAUCACCUCCAGAAGAAGAGCUGGCUUAAAAACACACCCUGGAUACAAAACAGAAUAAACACAAGUGCAACAGAACCCACACAUACUCUAAUCGUUAGACACAUAACAGCAACCAGAGUUACUGUGAAGAAAUAUCCUACACUCUCCAAGAGCUAUCAAACUAAAACACUCAUUGAUUGUUUUUGCUCUAAUUUUUUUCCAUUCACCUUUUCUCUCAUUCCAUCACAUCUGCUUCUAUGAGUCACACCAUCUCUGCAUUGUAGCUGAUUCUGCAGACUUUCCCUUCCUUAGACUAAAUUUCAGUGCGGGACUUUUUCAAGGAGAGGUCAUUUUGUCUGUCUGUUUAUGCACUGACAUUGCAAUCUUAGGUUUUAUGCAACAUCUCUGAAAUCUGAAAGGAAGGAAACGGCCACCUUACUAGGAGACUCGUAGCUGUCUGUUCUUGCUAAAUGACUGCAUUCAUCUCAGGUGGUUUAGGUCAAGCUGCUUUGAAUCCUGGCAAAUUGGGCCAGCUGUGGGACUGCUUGGUUCUCUGCUCCGUUCACAUACACUUGGCUUCAAUAUCAAAAGGCUAACAGAGAGCACCUUAAAUUAUUUAUUCUUCUCAUUCACAACAGUGGAUGAGAGUGAUCCACAUCACAGCUGUAGGUCAUGCUCAAACACACUCUGUUUCUCACUUUCUUUCUCUCGCUUCCUGCAUAUUCACAUACUUGCACAUAGAAAUGCACACAGCCAUGUCAUUUACUGCACUCGAAAAAACACAUAUUAGCGAGGGGGUGUGCACACGUGCAUAUACACAAAUACACACCUGUAGAUUGUGGCCAGGCAUCCCUGCAUGCAAGCAGAUUCUGGUAGACUUGGAGUUGGAGUCGACCUACGUCUCAGCUCAUUUAGAAAACAAGCAAACCUCAGGCCCUUGAAGGCUGUGCCAUCUAUUCCAGCUUAGCGGAGAUCAUUAAGAAAAUAUCAAACAUCAAGGAGCAGUACCUUCAAGAAGCCACAGAGUCAAUCUGACGUGUUUGGUUCAGAAGAAAAAGAAAUCGAAAGACAUCGGUCUUUUAUCUCUACACCUGUUCCACGCAUGAAAUAGUGUGGAUGUUAUUGGCAAAUGCAUAUUUAUAUGUGAGUAUAGAUGUGUGCAAGAGGGUCAGCCACACAAAGUUCAGUACCUUUCGUUUUGUAAGAUAAAGAAUAAGUUGUAGAUCCUUUUAGUUUAAAAAAAAACAUUUCUUUUUGAUCACAAAAUAUCCAUCUAUCAUCUAUCACAUCUAUCUAACUACUUAUUCACAAUAUCACGCUACAGUACAAUACAAUACAGUGCAUAAAAACUAUUUCUCCUUUGGGAAAUGAAACACUGUAUGACUAAUGUGUGUGUGUAUGUAUAUGUGGAGGCUGUUAAGAUUAAAUAUGAUGCAGCGAGCAUGAUGAUUACCAACAGACAGCAACAAUGCCCACACAUCUUCCAACAAAAGACAAAGCCUUUCUUAAAAGUUUGUGUUGACCAUGGUUCAUUUUCAUUUUUUAUUUCUUGUUACCAUAGUGUUGGUCUUCAUCUUUUACCAUCUUCAGUCUUUUUCUCUAUAAACACAUACAUGUCUCUUAAUAAACCAUGAGAGUGUAGGUUUUGCUUAUUCUUUAACACAGUGGGCUAGAAGCAAACUGCUCUGCAGAGAGCCCUUGCAUGAAAAUAGCCUUGUGCACUUUUACCAGAGCCAUGUCGAGUUAAACUACUCACUGGACAGUCAUUGCAGAAACAAUUACAUGUUGGCUUCAUUCCAGUAAGUAGUUUAAUUUCAACAUAACAUUUUGUUAACUAGUUGAUUGAGAUUUUUACCACAGCAGUUGAGUUCAGUUGUGCUUGUGUUAAGCCUCCUAUGCUUUUUGAUGCCUUCAUGUUUCAUCCCGGUGGAAUGGAUAUCCAGCCUGGGGCUGACGGACUGACCGACUUAAAAAUGACUCAGCACUGCCAAUAAGCAGAUAAAGGAGCUCAUUAGACAAUGUAUAAAGAAAAAAAAAAAGAGCGUGCAGCAGAGUGUAAAUGAACUGUACAGGAGAUGAAUUGUAAUCUACAUGCUUGUCAAUGUUUACCCACACAAACAAGUGGAUAGGGAUUUCCAUGAAGCCGUUUUCGUCCCCUCAAAAUCACUGAUGUCCAGUAUCAAUACAUGUUUUCACAAUCUGUCUACAUCUGGGUAUGAAGUGGACGAUCAAAUUGUCUGUACAGCAUGAGCUGCUGUAUAGUAUCAUAUGUAACAAGUCUUAACAAUGUAGCUUAUGAUAUUGUUGGUAAUUAUAACAAUAUUGUCACUUUGUGUAGGAGGUAUAGAAAAGGGUGGUGUUAAAGAUUCUCAGGGGAAAUGUGCAAAAUACAUAGGCUAAAGUUCUUGGAGAAAUCACAUUUGCUUGGAGCUUUGGUGAGAAUAUUGUUGAUGUGUGGGAUUACAGACUAGUGAUGGGCAUAAUGACUCUUUUUAGUGGAAUACAAUUUGUCAGUUCACAGAAAGGUAGCCUGACAAAGUGUCCAUUCACCCUCUGAUUCCCAGUUCUGUCAUUCUGUUUGCUGUUUCUCAACUCCCAGUAGAGUUCAGUGCCAUAUGCUCUCAUUUAGUCUUUGGCGGUGCAGUCAUGUGAAAAAGAAAGUACACUCUCUUUCAGUUUCACAUGUCAGGAUAUAAUGGAAAGUUUUAUCUUUAGCAGGUCUUAAAAUAAACGAAAUACAACCUCAGAUCAACAGAAAUACAUGAAAUAUUUUACAGUGUUAUCGUUUUAUUAACAGAAACUAAUCCUUAAUGCAGACUGUGUAAAAAACACAAAUACGCCCAUACUGCUUGCAUAGAAUUCAGAGAAUUCAGAUCUAGGCGCUGCUAAUCAAAUGUACAUGAUUAACAGAUCAUCAGUGAGUGUGAGCAGCAGAUGCUUUGGUACUUUGAUGGUCUGAAGCAUUCAGGUAUGUGUUAACGCAAUGCCAAGAAGGAAAGACAUCAGCAAUGAUCUUGAAGAAGUAAUUGUUGCUGCCAAUCAAUGUGGGAAGCAUUAUAAGGCCAUUAUCAAACUAUUUCAAGUCCACCACACUACAAUGAGAAAGAUUUUUCACAAGCAGAAAGCAUUAAAUAAUAAUCAGAGUGUUUUUAUUGAGUUUUCAAAAAGCAUAUCAUUCAUACAGAAAAGCUCGAACUCAAGUCCUACAACACAGUGUAAGACAAAACUAUACCCAGACAGAGAGAAAAAAAGAAAAAAAAAGGGGGGGGGGGGGGGGGGGGUAAAAAGUUGCCAGUUAUGGAGUAGACGGAAACUCAUCUUCAAAAUAGGAAAUGAAAGGCUGCCAGACCUUAAAGAAUUUCUUGGUGUUGCCCUGUAUAGUAAAUCUGAGAUGUUCUAAUUUGAGGUGUGCCAUCACCUCUUCCACCCAGCGUUUAUGGGAUGGCGGUGUUGCCUUUAUCCAGAAGCAGAAAGCAUUAAAGACUGCGUCCGGUCUUUCCAGGAUUGGAGAUCCCAGCAAAUCUACUCCAAACUCAGAGAAACUACAGAAAACCAAAGAGUUACACCUUGGACGCUACAGCCAUCAGGUAGCAUGUUAUAUGUUAAAGUUCAUGACAGCAAAAUUAGACAAAGGCUGAAAAAAUAUGACUUAUUUAGAAAGGUUUCCAGGAGAAAGUUGGAUCUGAACAAACCACAAGAGUUCUGGAACAAUGUCCUUUGGAUACAUGAGACCAAAGAGGAAAACUUCAUGCUAGUACAGUCAAGGAGUAGUCAUGAUUUGGACUUGACCAAAGCUCCUAUAUCAAAAUAUUUUAGAUUCAAAUGUUGGACAGGCCAUCUGGUGGACAUCUAAAGCUUGUUCAAAUCUGAUUCCAAGUACAGCUUGUUGCAACAGAAUGGCUGAAAAAGAAAAGAAUGAAGGUGUUGCAAUGAUUCAGUCCAAGUCUAGACUUUAACCCAAUUGAAAUUAUUAAGAGAGCUAAUCUCAGUCAAAUGAAGCAAUGUGAAGAAGAGUGGGCUUCAAGUUACUUCAAGUUGUUGCUUAUUUUUCCACACACUGCUUCUGCAUUUUGGCUUUUUUUUUUUUUUAAAUAAAAAAUGACAGUGCUAUAUGUCAUGUGUUGUCGUGAGGUUGUAUUUAAAUCAUUUUAGAACCUGGUAAGGAACAGAUUUUAAUUAUAUCCUAAUAUGUAAAACAUAGGAAUCAGCACAAAUAGCUUGGAGAUGCUGGUUUAUAGCUUUACUGAUCGUACAGCAGUUGGUCCACUGUCACAAUAUGAUUUUGAAUGAACAGCUUCAAGAAAUGUCAGAUUUCCAUCAAGUGAAAUGUUCCCCGCAAGACGAAUCGUAAUAACUUUGUGAUAAAUGAACUUUUUAUGUAGCACCAUCAUUGGGUUUCAAUUUGUUCAUGAGAAAACACUAACAGAAAUCCCAUCAUCUCCUCUUUGAGAUUAGUGUAAAUUACUAGAUGUUACUAUGGUAAGAAUUUUACCUACUAAAAAUUAAGCGCUGCCAUUGUGGGAAUGUUACCAUGCUAACACUAGUAAUUAGUUUAACCAAUUAAGUGCUGCUAAGCACAGUCCCACAAAGCAGCUAGCAUGGAUGUAGGCUUUUGGUGUUGUUUUAAGUGUGUCAGUAUGUGGGCAUGUGUGUUGGUGUAGAUUGAUCAAAAGUAUUGCAUUUAUUUUCAAGAAGAAGCACUGUGUGCUAUUUUAUACUUAAUGUAGCUUUUCCUUUCAGGAAUGACUGAUUCAUGAAGACUGCCAGGGGAGUGAAGAUUAUGAUAAAGCAUUAAAUAUAUUAUUGUAAAAAGAUGUCCAUUGAAAUACAAAUAAAUGAUUACAGGCGAGAUUAGCCUUCACUUUGGAUCCUUGAGCCUCAGUCAAGCUACUUAUCAAGAUAACCUCAGAAAAACAGCCAUCUAAUGAUGUACAGUUCAUUUCAGUAUGUAAAUUCUACCAUGAUAUGUAUUUAUCCUGUACUGUAUGUGGGACUGCAGCUAGUUCAUUUAGAUACACGGGCUCAUCGGCAAGAAGUAACAUAUGUGUAUUAUGCUGUUACAAGUGAGAGAUUACUCAAUAGUGCAAUAUGAUGUCUUCCUAAAAAUAUAAAAGACAAUAAUGAUGUGUAGAGUCUGGCACCAGCAUCUUUGACUUGCUUUGAGUUGAGUUGUUUUGCUUCAGGGAGAAUAAAACCGCAUUGAUGUUUAAUACUGCAUGAUGUGUGUGUAAACAAAGCGAGACGACAAGAAGUGAAGUCCCUGAUCCACAAAGUCUCCAGCGGUGCUGCUGCGAAAGAAGAAUUUAUAUCUUAUCUUGAUGCUAAUUGUGUGUUUACAUUAGCUUAUUUACAUACUAAUUAAAAUGGAUUUAUGUACUUUUUACAUGUAUUUUUUUUUCCAAAGCUGAUUAUUAUUCAAAGCCUGCUGAGUGAAGUUUUAACUGUCUCCAAGAGAUGAAUAAAAUAUCUGAUGAAGCUGAUAAAAAGAACGUUGCCUUUGACUCCAGGCUGCUGUUUGUAGCUACAGUUCAUGUUGUUUAUAAGCUCAGUCUGUGCUGUGUCUUUGCUUGUUCGUGAUAUAUGAUCUCUCGCUGUCUCUCUUGCACGCAUUGCUGAGAAUAGCAACAGGAAGAACUUGAGUUGGUAUAGGAUCCUCUUUGAGUUUGGUGCAGUGGUAUUGAAAUUUGUUUUACGUGUUUUUCUAAA
Molecule: messenger RNA, 6427 nt
Organism: Pelmatolapia mariae (spotted tilapia)
Lineage: Eukaryota; Metazoa; Chordata; Actinopteri; Cichliformes; Cichlidae
Gene: golga7bb
Product: golgin A7 family, member Bb
Exons: 5
Coding region: 100-576 (158 amino acids)
Biological process (GO): peptidyl-L-cysteine S-palmitoylation; protein targeting to membrane
Cellular component (GO): palmitoyltransferase complex
Source: RefSeq, a predicted model, not a curated record